AAAACUGAUUGGGAAGUAGCCAUAAAGAGUAUUAACAAAAAGAACUUGUCAAAGUCACAAAUCCUACUUGGAAAAGAAAUAAAAAUCUUAAAGGAACUUCAGCAUGAGAACAUUGUAGCUCUCUAUGAUGUCCAGGAAAUGCCCAAUUCUGUCUUUUUGGUAAUGGAGUACUGCAAUGGUGGGGAUUUGGCAGAUUACUUACAAGCUAAAGGAACUCUUAGUGAAGAUACCAUCCGGGUGUUUCUCCAGCAGAUUGCAGCAGCUAUGCGUAUUCUGCACAGUAAAGGAAUCAUUCACAGGGAUCUUAAACCACAGAAUAUUUUGUUGUCUUAUGCCAGUCGUAGGAAGUCAAGUGUCAGUGGCAUACGCAUCAAAAUAGCUGACUUUGGGUUUGCUCGUUAUCUGCAUAGCAACAUGAUGGCUGCAACUCUGUGUGGGUCUCCUAUGUAUAUGGCCCCUGAAGUGAUUAUGUCUCAACACUAUGAUGCUAAAGCAGACCUGUGGAGCAUAGGAACUGUGAUUUAUCAGUGUCUUGUUGGAAAACCACCUUUUCAGGCCAAUAGUCCUCAAGAUUUGAGAAUGUUUUAUGAAAAGAACAGGAAUUUGAUUCCUAGUAUUCCUAGGGAAACAUCAGCUUAUCUGGCUGACCUGCUGUUGGGUUUGCUUCAGAGAAACCAAAAGGAUAGAAUGGACUUUGAAGCAUUUUUCAACCACCCUUUCCUGGAUCAGAUUUCAACAGUCAAAAAAUCUUGUCCUGUACCAGUGCCCACAUAUGCAGGCUCAGUCUCUGGCAGUUCCUGUGGUAGCUCUCCUUCAUGCCGUUUUGCUUCUCCUCCAUCUCUGCCAGAUAUGCAGCACAUUCAAGAAGAAAACUUGUCUUCCCCUCCGUUGGGUCCUCCUAACUAUCUUCAAGUCUCUAAAGACUCUGCCAGUACCAGUAGCAAGAACUCCUCUUGUGACACAGAUGAUUUUGUUCUUGUCCCACACAAUAUUUCUUCAGACCACUCGUAUGAUAUGCCAUUGGGAGCAGCUGGCAGGCGGGCUUCGAGCGAGUUCUUGAUGUGUGGAGGGCAUUGUCAGCCUUCGGUAUCCCCCCGCAGCGAAACAGCACCUAUCCCGGUCCCCACUCAGCUACGGAAUUACCAGCGCAUAGAACAGAACCUCUCCUCUACUGCCAGCCCCGUGUCAAACCCCCACGGAUCACCAAGAGCUGGAGUUGUGAGACGCUCAAAUACUAGCCCAAUGGGCUUCAUGAAGAUGGGCUCCUGUUCUCCAGUACCAGCUGACACUGCACAGGGUGUUGGGCGCAGGUUAUCCACAGGAUCUUCUAGACCGUAUUCUCCUUCACCUCUAGUUGGAACUAUACCUGAGCAGCUUGGACACUGUUGUUGUGGACAACUUCAAGGACAUGAGUCAAGGAGUAGAAACUUCUCAGGUUCUCUGGUACCACCAUCUCAGUCUCCGCAGUCACUUUUGAUGGGAGCGAGGUUGCAGAGUGCUCCUACUCUCACAGAUAUUUACCAAAACAAGCAGAAGCUAAGAAAGCAGCAUUCAGACCCAGUAUGCCCAUCCUACGCUGCCUAUGGAUACGGUCAUUCACCACAACCAAGUAGGCCAGGUAGCCUGGGAACUUCACCUACCAAACAUAUGGGAUCGUCACCUAGGAGUUCAGACUGGCUGUUCAAAACUCCAUUACCAACGAUCAUUGGCUCUCCUACUAAGGCAACAGCUCCUUUCAAAAUACCUAAAACUCAAGCAUCCUCAAACUUGCUGGCCCUGGCUAAUCGCCAGGGCUCGGUAGAUACCCCGUUACAGCCUAAAGACAUCGCUGACCCAAGGGAUUUCACACACUUCCACUCGACCCAAGGAAGUGAAAAGCAGGCCGGAGAACAGCACAGUAAAACUACAUUUGGCAGGUCUGUUAGCACUGGGAAGCUAUCAGAUCAACAGGUAAAGACUACCCUUGGUGGCCAGUUAUAUCAAGGCAGUACAGACAGCCUCAACACAGAGCGACCAAUGGAUACGGCUCCAGCAGGGGCCUAUGGAAUUGCAAUGGCACCUCCUUCCAUGGGAAGUGGGGCAAGUUCUCGGGCUGUCAUGUUUACUGUUGGGUCCCCUCCAAGCAGCGCCACCCCUCCUACCUGCACCCAUAUGGUCCUCAGAACAAGAACCACCUCAGUUGGAUCAAACAGUUCUGGAGGGUCUCUCUGCUCUACUAGUGGCCGUGUAUAUAUGGGCUCUCCUCCUGGUAUUUAUAUGGGUUCUUCUCCUCCGGGAGCCGAAGCAGCUCCAAGUCUGAAGUACAUGCCUUAUGGUACGUCGCCUCCCAGCUUAGAGGGCUUUAUCACUUUUGAAGCUCCCGAAUUGCCUGAGGAAACUUUAAUGGAGAGAGAACAUACAGACACCCUGCGUCAUCUAAACAUGAUGCUGACAUUUACGGAAUGUGUUCUGGAUCUGACAGCAGUACGAGGAGGAAACCCAGACCUGUGUACUUCUGCAGUAUCGCUGUACCAAAUCCAGGAGAGCAUAGUUGUUGAUCAGAUCAGCCAGCUAAGCAAAGAGUGGGGACAAGUAGAGCAGCUGGUGUUGUAUAUGAAGGCCGCCCAGUUGCUAGCAUCUUCUCUGCAUCUUGCCAAAGCACAGGUCAAAUCGGGGAAACUGAACCCAUCCACUGCUGUUAAGCAAGUUGUGAAAAGCCUCAAUGAGAGAUACAAGUUCUGUAUUGGCAUGUGCAAGAAACUGACAGAAAAGUUGAAUCGUUUCUUCUCGGACAAGCAAAGGUUCAUUGAUGAAAUCAACAGUGUAACUGCAGAGAAACUCAUCUACAGCUGUGCUGUAGAAAUGGUUCAGUCGGCGGCUCUGGAUGAGAUGUUUCAGCAAACUGAAGAUAUUACAUAUCGAUACCACAAAGCAGCCUUGCUGCUGGAAGGACUGACUAAAAUACUGCAAGACCCUGCAGAUAUAGAAAAUGUACACAAGUAUAAAUCUAGCAUCGAGCGAAGGCUUUCUGCACUUUGCUACAGCACAGUGGCUGUAUAUGAGCAGUAGGAAUAUCCCAAGGACCAGAUGGUGUGAACAUAAGGGACCACAUCAGUGAUACUGCACUUUUUUCACUACAGCUUAAUUGUUGGCCUUGUUCUGCCCCACGUGGAAGAUGAUUCUUACAUUUCUGUGGUGACU
Molecule: messenger RNA, 3180 nt
Organism: Leptosomus discolor (cuckoo roller)
Lineage: Eukaryota; Metazoa; Chordata; Aves; Leptosomiformes; Leptosomidae
Source: RefSeq, a predicted model, not a curated record